AUGUUUUGUGAAGACCAACCGAUGGAGUGGGCUUCCAGCUUCAGGAGCCAUCUGGCUCAGGUUCAUCCACCAGUGGGAUCACAGAGGCAGCUGGGGCUAGGAUCCGCUCUGUCAACAUCAGCAUACCUGGACCACCCUCUCACUUCAUUUGCUCUGGAUUUAUUCUUCUUCCUUAAAUCUGAUCAAGAGAUGGAGAACAAUCACACCUUCCUGUACUUUGCAUAUGGUAGUAACCUGCUGAAGGAGCGGCUCCAGCUCAAGAACCCCUCUGCAACAGUGCACUGCGUGGCCAGGCUCAAGGACUAUAAAUUGGUUUUUGGGAACCACAAAGGCCUUGCCAGUGACCGGUGGCAUGGAGGUGUGGCCACCAUAGAGCGCAGCCCUGGAGACGAGGUCUGGGGCGUUGUAUGGAGGAUGAACGUAACCGAUCUCGAGUCACUAGAUAGUCAAGAGAAUGUGACAUUAGGUACUUACAGUCCUGUGGAGUUAUCGGUGAAGACCAAGGGCCAGGAGCUCAACUGUCGCACCUACAUAAUGAACAGCUGUGUGUACGCCCCUCCCUCACCACAGUACCUACAGGUAAUUGUGAUGGGAGCAGAGCAGAAUGGCUUGCCAAAGGACUACCAGGAGAAACUGCGAGCAGUGAAGACCAACAUGUAUGAGGGACCCUUACCCAUGAUGGAUGAGCUAGAGCGAGCCCGAGGGAGGCUCAGGGACACAGCUGAGUCCCAUGCUCUUCCCUGAUAUCAAACUAGGUCUCAGUCCAUUUCAGAUGCUGGAAGUCCAAACCUGUAACAACUCUGUGAAUGAACAACUUUUACCUUCAUUUGUUACUUUGUGGCAUGGCUUAACUUGAAUGCAGUUUCCAGCCACUGACAGGAUGUAGCUUUGCUGCUUUGACCUGAGUUGCUUGUUUCAUUCGUGAGCAUUGCAGUUUAUCAGAGGUGUGAGAGGCAGCUGCAGCUGGGCGUAAUAGGCCACAACAAACUGUUUAAAACAACUCCACGCUCAUACCCUUCCCUUGAUUAUAGUUUUAUUGGGUGCAUAAGUUUGUUGUUGGAGUCGAUCCAGAAGGGCACGAAGAAAUGAUGUUUUAGUUCACUCCUUUAUCUCACAAAAUGUAAUAAUGCUUCUAUUUUUAAACUGACAAGAUUAAAAUGAAUAUCAGCCCUGACACAAGAGAAAAAAAGGGAGGAUUACUGAGGGCAAAAAACAAAAAUUGGAAAAACUAAUGAUAAAAAAGCUUUCUCAGUCCUCAGAAUAAUGCUAAAGGGCACUUUGGUGCAUUGAACAAAGGCUCUCAUAAUUAGAGCUGCGUGUCUAAAGAA
This is a messenger RNA of Menidia menidia (Atlantic silverside), 1328 nucleotides long. The record is from the annotation of a GenBank genome assembly. NCBI's taxonomy places the organism in Eukaryota, Metazoa, Chordata, Actinopteri, Atheriniformes, Atherinopsidae.